AUGGCCCAAUCGAACGAAUCCAAUGAGAGACCUACUGGUGCCGAGGCUGCUGUGUUGUUACAGUCUGUCGAAAUGCCCGAGGAUGCCGUCUUGAUUCAAGGUCCUGAUUUCAACAAAAAGUUGUCACUUUCGGAUCUCAUGGCGAGUUACCGUACCAUGGGCUUUCAAGCAAGUGGUCUUGGUGAAGCAAUUGACAUUGUGGAGCAAAUGCGUCGGUGGAGGUUGUCAGAUGAACCGAUUGCCGAGGAUGAACAAGAAGACUACAAGGAUCCCAAAGUGCGUGAACAAACCAAGUGCAAGAUCUUUUUGGGCUACACAUCGAACCUUGUGUCAUCAGGUGUGCGUGAAGUGAUCCGUUUCCUUGUACAGCAUAAGAUGGUGGAUGUGAUUGUGGCGACGGCUGGUGGUAUUGAAGAGGAUUUCAUCAAAUGUUUGGCACCUACGUAUCUCGGCGACUUUAAUCUUCGAGGAAGUGAUUUACGCAAGCAAGGAUUGAAUCGCAUCGGCAACCUCUUGGUACCCAACAACAACUAUUGCAAGUUUGAGGAUUGGAUCACGCCUAUUCUUGACAAGAUGCUCGAAGAACAAAAGACCAAGAAUGUUAUUUGGACGCCUUCUUCCAUGAUUCGUCGUCUCGGUGAGGAAAUCAAUGAUGAAUCGAGUAUUUAUUAUUGGUGUGCCAAGAAUGAUAUCCCUGUGUUUUGCCCUGCUAUUACAGAUGGCUCACUCGGCGACAUGAUUUAUUUCCAUUCUUUCCGCAAUCCCGGUCUCAUUGUCGACAUUGCUGCUGAUAUCCGCAACAUGAAUAGCCAAGCUGUCUUUGCCAAAAAGACUGGUAUGAUUAUCCUCGGUGGUGGUCUCAUCAAGCAUCAUAUUUGCAAUGCCAACCUCAUGCGUAAUGGUGCUGAUUAUGCGGUGUAUAUCAAUACGGCUCAAGAAUUCGAUGGAAGUGAUGCUGGUGCACGCCCGGAUGAAGCUGUAUCGUGGGGUAAAAUCCGUGCCGAUAGCAAGAGUGUCAAGGUCUAUGCUGAAGCAUCUUUGGUGUUCCCUCUUAUUGUAUCAGAGACGUUUGCUAAAGGAUAUCAUCAAGAGAAAGAAUCUUCAUCAUCCUCAUCAUCAUCCUAG
Messenger RNA from Lichtheimia ornata, 1125 nucleotides. Its product is annotated as deoxyhypusine synthase. The coding region runs from base 1 to 1125 and encodes 374 amino acids. Gene Ontology annotation, cellular component: cytoplasm. The record is from RefSeq and is a predicted model, not a curated record. Lineage: Eukaryota; Fungi; Mucoromycota; Mucoromycetes; Mucorales; Lichtheimiaceae. The transcript has 2 exons. Gene Ontology annotation, biological process: peptidyl-hypusine biosynthetic process. Gene Ontology annotation, molecular function: deoxyhypusine synthase activity.